Messenger RNA from Rhodamnia argentea, 408 nucleotides. Its product is annotated as E3 ubiquitin-protein ligase ATL6-like. The transcript has a single exon. The record is from RefSeq and is a predicted model, not a curated record. NCBI's taxonomy places the organism in Eukaryota, Viridiplantae, Streptophyta, Magnoliopsida, Myrtales, Myrtaceae. The coding region runs from base 1 to 408 and encodes 135 amino acids.
AUGCUCUGUCUGAUCCCGAAGUGCGGCCAAGCUUUCCAUCCCGACCGCAUCGGCAACGUCACCUGCCCCGUCUGCCAUGCUGAUCUCGCAUCGCAGCCGGCCGGCAACUCGGCAAGUCAACUCCCAUGGUCAGGCCCCUAUCCGCCCUGGGUCAAGUUGAGGUUCGAGGCGGCUCCGCCCCAUGGCGGUGCGCUGGCAGCUUCAAUAUCCGCAACCGAACACGUGACUCGGGGGAUUAGGAGGUUUUCUCGUUCGCACUCGACUGGGCACUCGCUAGUCCGACUGAAUGACAACACCGAGCGCUUAGCUGCGGUGCGGAAGCAAUUGAUGGACCGACCUGGGCUGGUCCUGCCACGGGAAGGUUGCUUGAGGAGAGGAAACGGAUGGGGAGGCGAAGGGAGCAACUGA